Molecule: messenger RNA, 1469 nt
Organism: Marasmius oreades (fairy-ring Marasmius)
Lineage: Eukaryota; Fungi; Basidiomycota; Agaricomycetes; Agaricales; Marasmiaceae
Exons: 15
Coding region: 1-1368 (455 amino acids)
Biological process (GO): phosphatidylserine biosynthetic process
Molecular function (GO): L-serine-phosphatidylethanolamine phosphatidyltransferase activity
Source: RefSeq, a predicted model, not a curated record
AUGGAAACUGUCAAGGACGAAAACCCAGAAUUGUCGCCAGCAUCGCCGGGAGAAGAGUCAGAUCCUCACUUGUCUCCUGUAGUGAACCCUGAGCCAAAGCCAGGUCUGGAUGGUGUUCCGGUGAAGUGGUAUGAUGCCGAUAGAACCGAACCCUAUACAAGGAUAACUCCCUUUCAAGAGAAACAUGAUACGAGUGUCGAGUUCUUUUACAAGCCUAUAACCUUAUCUGCUCUCGCCGUUGGUCUGGUAGUCCUCGCGUACGUCGCAACGACUCAGGACGUAUUAGAGGAGGGUCGUGACAAGCGCAGAAUGGGAGUUUAUGCCGCCAUCGUGUCAUUCCUGAUGUUCUCGAUGAUCCAAUUUCGCGACGGACCCUUUAUUCGCCCGCACCCAGCAUUUUGGAGAAUGGUAUUGGGAAUCAAUCUCCUUUACGAGUUGGCCCUCGUUUUUCUUUUAUUUCAGGAUCUUCGAUCCGCCCGUGACAUGAUGACCUACCUGGAUCCCAGCUUGGGUAAACCGUUGCCAGAGAGAAGCUACGGGGAAGAUUGCUCGUUUAAUCUAAAAACCAUAUGGAACGCUGUUGACAUUUUCUGUCUCGCUCAUGCCCUUGGGUGGUUUGGAAAGGCCAUGAUUCUUAGAGAUUACUGGUUCUGUUGGAUUCUUAGUAUCGCCUUUGAGCUUGCAGAAUAUAGUUUACAGCAUCAACUUGCCAAUUUUGACGAGUGUUGGUGGGAUCACUGGAUACUAGAUGUUCUGUUAUGCAAUUGGAUCGGAACAUAUCUGGGAAUGAAGGUCUGCCAAUAUUUUGAAGUUCAGCCGUAUGAGUGGCGUGGUUUCCGUCAAUCUCGCGGGUUCCGCUCGAAGGCAAAACGAGUUCUCAGUCAGUUCUCACCACAUGACUUUACCGCCUUCAAAUGGGGCAUAGCGCAGGACUUUACGCAUUUUUUCGCUGUCGUGCUCCUGCUUGCAGUCUUUCUGGCUGCUGAACUUAAUCCGUUUUACCUCAAGUAUUUGCUUUGGAUGGAACCGGAUCAUCCAAUAAUAAUAGCACGCCUUGCAGGCGUAUUCCUCGCUGGUUUGCCCGCAGUGAGAGAGCUUUAUCAGUAUAUCAAUAACCCAAGGAAAGCGGUCAGGAUGGGCCAGCAUGUCUGGCUUCUCCUGGCUACUAUCGUUACCGAACUGCUCGUUAUUUUUAAAUGGAGUAAAGGUCUCUUCCCGACACCUUUUCCUGCCACGGUAAAAUGGGGCUGGGUGAUUGGCGGUUUCCUUUUGGUUUUGUUCCCUACUGUGAGGUUCGGUAUCCCGAAGGCUAGGAAGUACCUUCGACGUCAAGAGCGUAGAAAGAAUCGUCCUCAGAAGUCACAAUAAAAAUCGCGGUUUCGCGAUUAUGUAUCGAUAUAUUUUGUAGCACUCCUCCUAAUUAAUGUAAUCAAAAUACUUAAAUAUUGAGCUCCAGCUUAACCCCCCUC